AUGGACCCCUGCUUCAGAAAGACCACUAAGCCGAUGAAGCCGGUGGCUGGAGUGAAAAGGUCCAAGCUUCUCCAGGCAUUGAAUGGGGAAAUAAGGAAAGAAUGUACUGUCUCCAAGACGAUUCAGGAGCCUGGACCUUCUUCUGACACUUCUUCUGGACCUUCUUCUGCUGCUGCCAACACUUCUUCUGGACCUUCUUCUGCUGCUGCCAACACUUCAAAGCCUCUGCCUGUCUCCAAGAUUUCUCCAGAGCCUGGAUUGUCAACUUCUAUCGUCAAGAAUAUUCAAGAGCCUGGACUUUCUUCUGGACCUUCUUCUUCUGCUGCCAACACUUUGAAACCUAGGCCUCCAUCAUCGCCAUCGUCUUCUUCUUCAUCAUCUUUUGACUCCUUGUCUUCAUCAUCCUCAUCCUCGUCUUCUACGUCAUCCCCCCGAAAACAAAGAAAUACCUCCCCUCUAUCAAUGCUACUUUCUCCCUUGAUUGUCUCCUUACUAUCCCCUAUCAAAUCUCCUGAAAAGCCAUCUCUUCCCAAAGAUAAGCCGUCUCCUCUCAAAAACAAGUCAUCUCCUAACAAAGAUAAGUCAUAA
This is a messenger RNA of Macrosteles quadrilineatus (aster leafhopper), 588 nucleotides long. RefSeq lists its product as uncharacterized. The transcript has a single exon. Lineage: Eukaryota; Metazoa; Arthropoda; Insecta; Hemiptera; Cicadellidae. The record is from RefSeq and is a predicted model, not a curated record. The coding region runs from base 1 to 588 and encodes 195 amino acids.